Molecule: messenger RNA, 1131 nt
Organism: Caenorhabditis briggsae
Lineage: Eukaryota; Metazoa; Nematoda; Chromadorea; Rhabditida; Rhabditidae
Exons: 2
Coding region: 1-1131 (376 amino acids)
Source: RefSeq, a predicted model, not a curated record
AUGUCAAACUCGUUGGACGAGCUCGCCAAUCGAGCUCAACAUUUAAUUGAUGUGCUCAGAAAUCGACCGGACAAAGAACUAGACUUGCUGAUGAUUCUCGAGCUGGGAGAGGGAGCACUAAAGGAUCCUGAAGCUGAAAAUAUUGAGGAGCCGCUCGCCGAGAAGACUAUUGCUCCUACAAAACAAAGUCCAAGCGAUGAAACCCGAAUUUCCGAUGAAUCAGAUGACGCAACGACGGUUAUUAUGGCUUCUAGCACUCCUAGAAUCAUUAAAAGCUCCCCGACGUCUUCUGGAGAUACUGAAACGACUUCUCAAUCGAUCAAAGCGACACCGACGUCGUCUGGAGAGUCUGGAAUCAACUCGACGUCUUCUGAAACGGUUCCGAUGCCUUCAACGACUUCUGGAGAGGCUAGAAUCAAUUCGACGUCUUCUACCCCUCCGAAAAUCUUGUCCACAAGAAUCGUGAAAAGCUCCCCGACGUCUUCUGGAAAGACUAAAGCGACACCGGCGUCUUCUAAAGAGCCUAGAAUCAAUUCGACGUCUUCUACCACUCCAAAAACUUCUAGAAAUUCUAUAAGAUUCGUGAAAAGCUCACCGACGACUUCUCAAUCGAUCAAAGCGGCGCCGGCGACUUCUGGAGGGUCUGGAAUCAAUUCGACGGCAUCUAACUCAAUCAAAACCGAGCCAACGACUCCAAAGGCCCCAGAAUCUUCUAGAAAACGCGCGGAAGUUGUCGUUGUCCCGUCUCCUGCCGUCAAAAAGCGUCGAUCAACACCGAAAGCCGAUCGUCACCCGUAUUUGGGAAUCGAUCACGAGAAAAUGUGGGAAUUUGUGAUCGAUACAAUGAACUGGGAGAUUGAUAACAAUGUGAAUCAUAGUGCGAAGAAUCUGGCGAAAGGAAUCGACAUUUGGGAUGAAUUCUAUGAUAAAUACGACGAUCCAACGGCGGAAUACGAGAAUAUGCACUCGCCAUAUAGCCUCCAGUCCCAACUCCAAAAAGACACCAAAAGCCGAAUCAUUUGCGACAAGAAGGGUGUCAUCGUCAAGGUUCAGCACAAUAUCGUCAUCUUGGAGUCUUCAGAUGAAUCGGAGGACGAGGAGGACUUGCCAGAAACGGAUCCAAUGGAGUAG